UCUCCAUCUCCAUCUCUCAUUAUCUCAUUAUCUCUCUCUCUCUCGCGCUCUCUUUCACUCCUCCUCCUCCAGACAUGCGCUAAGACCCGCUUGCAACAGUAAUGGUCUCUCCCACUCCGAUCCCCUCCCCCGGCGCCUACCCUCCCAUUAUCCGCACCGGCUCGCCACCGCAAAAACAAACCGCUAUCCUUGCCCCCAUCCCCAUCCCCAUCGCUCCCAUCCCCCAUCAUGCCGUCCCACCACCCACCGUCGCUGGCCGACCCACCCCGCCCCCGCUCCAGCUCCCCAGCCUUACUCACAGGCGACGCGCCGACCCCGGUUCCUCUAGCGAUGGCGCUGUGCGAGCCCGCAUUCAGGCCCCCGCAGGUCCAAACAACCAGCCAGGCUGGCGGCAAGGCAAACCCCUCUUCGAGUGGAUCACACGCAAGCUAGGCGCACGACGUGGCUCGGAUGCGACAGCCGAAAGACCGCCCGUGCCCCACUACGUGCCCAAGGCGCACCGCCGUCCAGAGGGACGACGUCUGCAUUACCGUCGUGCCGAUCGCAAUCUGUCUCCUGGAGAUGCGAGCGUCAACCGCAACAGUGUCGACACAAACCGCCCCGAGAGCAUGAGCAUGAGCCUGCGCUCCUACAGCUUCAGCGCGAGUCAGACGCCCAGCGAGCGUCGCCGCGAAGCCAACAACCCUUACCCGUCCAUCCCUGUCCCGAUGCUUCGCCGCAGCUACCCGGCAUCUACAAUCGACUCUGGCUCCCGACCCCCUUCACUAAGCGUAUUCAGCCGCUCACGCACGCCGUCCGUCGCCUCGCUGAGCGACCUAGCUGCGCGCGGGCCGCGCAUCAGCAUCGCUGACGAUGCAGGCGGCGGCGGCUCCCUCGCCGGCUGUGCUGACGAGGACGCGAGCGUCCGGCCCAUCCCGCCCUCCCCUACCUCCAUGUCCGUGACAUCCCGCUCAGGGUCGAUGCCAUUGUGGCGAUCUGACUCGGCCUCGGCACCGCGUCGGGUGCGUACGACGUCUCCCCCACCCAUUGUGGGGCGCAGAGACACCAUUGGCUCGAGCGUGGGCGCGUCCUACACGAGCGAGGAGGACACCCAGAGCCGACAGAACAGUCUGGCGAGCACAAAGCCGACGACGGUCAUGAGCUUUGAGAGCGCGUCGCCGGCGCACAUUGCCGUCGCGCCCAGCCUCAGCAGCUCCCCACCCGUCCACAGAACGAUGAGCUCGCCAACAACAACAGCCACGUCCAUCGGGCACCUCCCGUCUCCCGUCUCGACGACAUUUGCGCCCCUAGACGAGCCGUCCGUUCGUGUACCCUUGCACUCACGCUACCACCCGCGCAACAACCCCCACCCGUCAGCCGCGCCACGCCCCGACGCGUCGAUCGUCACGCUCGCGUCGUCCAACUUCGCGCUCGCCCCGAGCCCCGUGGACAGAACCGCGGCGCGGCCCGGCUCGCUGCGGCUGCGCGAAACCGUCUCCCCAUCCGCUUACCACGCUCCUCAUAUCACGUCUCCGACCGUAGCGUUCGCCGACCGCCCAGGAAGCAUGCACGACGGUGUAUCCACGCAUGCGCUUUCCCUUUCGGUGCGCACGCGGAGCUACGGGCGCGCAGACGACGACGCGAGCAUGCGCGCGAUCCGGCGGCGCGGAAGCUGGGAGAGCGGCGAGAGCCGCUGGUCGUGGCGGCCCGGGCCGAGCGACGCGCCGAUGCUGCACGCGCUCAACCGCCGCUCCGAGCUGCUCGCCGAGGGCGACGACGUCGCCUCCCCCGCCCGCUCCCUCUAUACCAGAGAGUACCGGGUGCGCGAAGACGAGGAGCACGGCGAGCCCGUGCGCCUCCACCGCCCCGUCAGUGUCAAAGUAUAAUGUAAUAGUACAUGUAUCACACGUUCCACCACAAGCUGCCGACGCCCUGCGCGUACCCCACAAUCUCGUUGCCGCUGAGCUUGCUUUCGCCGUAGAUGCGG
Molecule: messenger RNA, 1966 nt
Organism: Cutaneotrichosporon oleaginosum
Lineage: Eukaryota; Fungi; Basidiomycota; Tremellomycetes; Trichosporonales; Trichosporonaceae
Source: RefSeq, a predicted model, not a curated record